AAACAAGUGGAUGCUGAAAAAUCCAAUGUUGUUUUGUUUUUUUUCUUUUUCUAUUGGAUCCUCAUAAAUUGUGGAUGUGAGCAACUGAUCCUGUGUCUGAGAACUCUUUCUAGAAAGAACUCUGCAGAGCCUUGAUCCUGACCUGAAGUAUCCCAAUGAUGUCUCAAGGAGCAGCUGGCUUAAAAACUUCUUGGAAGGAGAAGGAGGGAUCUUUGUUACAGACUUCCGCCCCUCCUCCUGCUUCUGUUCCCUUCCCCUCUGCCCCCUGCAGAGUUUUGUUUCUGGGAAUCAGCAAGCUCUCCCCACCUGGCAGAACUGCUCAGAGCUGCUGUAGAAUUCACCCCAGUUUCCUCUUUCAGUCUGUGGACUGGGGUCCAGCCUCUUGCUGAGCAAGUUGAGAGGAAUUGGCUGUCUUUGAUCUCCACCUCCAGAAGCAACCUUGACAGGAUCAGAGUCAAGGAAUAUUUUCAUAAUGGACACUUCAUCCAAAGAAAAUAUCCAGUUAUUCUGCAAAAGUUCAAUGCAACCUGUCGGGCGACCUUCCUUAACAACAGAAUAUUCUUCCUCAAAGGGGAAACAACAGUGCUGUGGUGAACUGAAGGUAUUUUUGGGUGCCUUGUCUUUCGUUUACUUUGCCAAAGCAUUGGCAGAAGGCUAUCUGAAGAGCACCAUCACUCAGAUAGAGAGAAGGUUUGAUAUCCCCUCUUCACUGGUGGGAGUUAUUGAUGGUAGUUUUGAAAUCGGGAAUCUCUUAGUUAUAACAUUUGUUAGCUACUUUGGAGCCAAACUUCACAGGCCAAAAAUAAUCGGAACAGGGUGCCUAAUCAUGGGAGUUGGAACACUGCUCAUUGCAAUGCCUCAGUUCUUCAUGCAGCAGUACAGAUAUGAAAAGUAUUCUCCUUUCUCUAAUUCCACUCUGAGCAUCUCUCCAUGUCUCCUGGAGUCAGACAAUCAAUUACCUAUCUCAAUUAUAGAAAAAUCACAAUCCAAAAGAAGUGAUGAAUGUGAAAUUGAUGCCAGCUCUUCCAUGUGGGUUUAUGUUUUCCUGGGGAACCUUCUUCGUGGAAUUGGGGAAACUCCUAUUCAGCCUCUAGGCAUUGCCUACCUUGAUGAUUUUUCCAGUGAAGACAAUUCUGCUUUCUAUAUUGGGUGUGUGCAGACGGUUGCAAUUAUAGGACCAAUCUUUGGCUUCCUGCUAGGCUCAUUAUGUGCCAAACUGUAUGUUGACAUUGGCUUCGUAAACCUAGAUCACAUAAUGAUUACUCCCAAGGAUCCUCAGUGGGUAGGUGCCUGGUGGCUGGGUUAUCUAAUAGCAGGAAUUGUAAGUCUUCUUGCAGCUGUGCCUUUCUGGUGUUUACCAAAGAGUCUACCUAGACCCCGAAGUAGAGAGGAUUCCAAUUCUUCCUCUGAGAAAUCCAAAUUUAUUAUGGAUGAUCGCACAGACUACCAAACACCCCAUGGAGAAAAGUCAAAAAUAAUGGAAAUGGCAAGAGAUUUUCUUCCAUCACUAAAGAAUAUUUUUGGAAAUCCACUGUACUUGUUAUAUUUGUGUGCGAGCACUGUUCAGUUCAACUCUUUAUUUGGAAUGGUAACCUAUAAACCCAAGUACAUUGAGCAACAGUAUGGGCAGUCAGCCUCCAAGGCCAACUUCGUUAUUGGGCUCAUCAAUAUACCUGCAGUGGCCCUUGGAAUAUUCUCUGGGGGAAUAGUUAUGAAAAAAUUCAGAAUCAGUCUGUAUGGAGCUGCAAAACUCUACUUGGGAUCAUCUGUUCUUGGGUACCUCCUAUUCCUUUCCCUGUUUGCACUGGGCUGUGAAAAUUCUGAUGUGGCAGGACUAACUAUUUCCUACCAAGGAACCAAACCUGUCUCUUAUCAUGAACGAGCUCUCUUUUCAGAUUGCAACUCAAGAUGCAAAUGUUCAGAGACAAAAUGGGAACCUGUGUGUGGCGACAAUGGAAUCACAUAUGCAUCAGCAUGUCUCGCUGGCUGUCAGACCUCCACCAGGAAUGGACAAACUAUGAUGUUUUAUAACUGCACCUGUGUGGGAAUUGCAGCCUCAAAGUCAGGAAAUUCCUCAGGCGUGAUGGGCAGAUGUCAAAAAGAUAAUGGAUGUCCCAAAAUGUUUCUGUAUUUCCUUGUAAUUUCAGUCAUCACAUCCUAUACUUUAUCCCUAGGUGGCAUACCUGGAUACAUAUUGCUUCUAAGGUGCAUUAAGCCACAACUUAAGUCUUUUGCCCUGGGAAUCUACACCUUGGCAAUAAGAGUUCUUGCAGGAAUCCCAGCUCCUGUGUACUUUGGAAUUUUGAUUGACACUUCAUGCCUCAAAUGGGGAUUUAAAAGAUGUGGAAGUAGAGGAUCCUGCAGAUUAUAUGAUUCAAAUGCUUUCAGACACAUAUAUCUGGGACUAACUGUGAUGCUGGGCACAGUGUCUAUUUUCCUAAGUAUUGCAGUACUUUUCACUUUAAAGAAAAAUUGUGUUUCAAAACAUAGAAGCUUCAGAACCAAGAGAGAAGGAACAAUGGUGUCUACAACAAUCAGGAAGGAAAACUGUACUACAGGUGAUCAUUUGCUACAACCCAACUACUGGCCAGGCAAGGAAACACAGCUUUAGAAAGAUUACGACUUGAAGCCAUGUUUUCUAAUUUCUGGAAAUUCUGCAAAUAGAUUUCAAUCUAAAGGGUUUUAAAGUGUAAUUUUUUUUCUCCUUUCAAAGGAUGUCUUGGAUUUUGACCCUAGGUAUUAGAUGACGUAUCUGAUAACAAAUAUAAUUAAACAUAUAACAGACAAUGUAGAUAAUAAAGUUCAUCUAAACCUUUUAAUUCAUUAUAUUAUUUAUAUAAAUUACUUAUAUUAUUUACUUGUCCUGCUAAAUUUUGCCUUGUGCCCAUUGAUAUAGUAGCUGUAUUUCUAGUAGAACAAGUGUCCUAAUAGUCUAAUGGCUGUGUAUAAUUUCUAAACUGAGAUACUUGUCAAGGGGGAGAGAAUACUGUUAAAAAAUUAAAUUAUAUCUUGGCCUCCUUUAAAUAUGACCUUAAUGCAGAUGCUAGGAUAGAGUCAGAACAUGUAGAGAAAGAUAUUUUUAAGCUCUUCCUUUUUUUUUUUUUUUUUUGGAAUACAGUAAUUGAUACAGAAAUGUAUAGUGUCAAAUAAUCUUGGGGGAUUAGAAUUUUGAAUUAUUACCUAUUCUACCAUUCAUUAUAUGUGCAUUGUGUGUGAUGCUUAAAGUGACCAUGGUGGUAAAGUAAUAAAAUUAAUAUUAACAUGCUUUAUUGUCCUUCUAUAAAUUUAGUGGAUUAAAAAUAUUGGUAAUACAAUACUGUCCCAAUUUGAAUGUAAGCUGUUCCACAUGUAUGCACGUGACGUGAUCCUAAAACAUAUUUGAAAGUUGAAUUUCUGAAAGUACAGUAGCCGUAGGUGUUAUAACAGGAAUGCAGACUGAGGGGUUGAGUGAUGGUGUGGUUCUUGGGUGCUCUAACUGGCACUCAUCACAGGGCCUAAUAGUUUCUGGGCAGGCUGCUGACACUGCUGCGGCCUGCCAGAUAGCUCUCUGUUUCUGGACAACUGAAUAAGUCAGGGCAGCCCUUUCCUCUUUGCGGGCUUCCUGGUGCUCCUCUGAGAAGAUAUAGUAGGCUCAGCGGUCCACCAUCUUUAAUCAUCAGCUCUAUUAUGUACUAUAUUUUUCUAUCUCCACCACAGCUGCAUGAGAGGGGCUUGGGCCUCACAAGAAAAGCAGAAUUAAGGUAGAGACCGCCCCAGUGGAAUCUCGAAAUUGUACUGCAAUUAUUAGCAGCCUAUACAACAAACAGAAUGUGCAAUCAGGAAACUCCCAAAAAUAAGUUUUUUGAGGAGUUUCUUGGAGCCUAUGUCCAACAAGAAGGUCUAGCUCAAAAAGGUAAUAGUCUUCAACAAUGGAAGGAUAAUAUAGUACAAACAAAAUAGUUUGCUGUCUUUUCAUUUUUCCAUUACAUACCAAUCCUGUAAGUAUGAAUAGAAAAAAAAAAGGUGGAAAGUUUAGGAUGGAGAGAAGAGAAAAUUUCCUUUAGGUGUAUAUUCAUUUUGUCAUUUUAUUUGAAUUAGUGAUGCAAGAUUUUCUCAUAUUUUACUAUUUUUGAAAAUGAAAAUAGACGUUUUUUGUUUCAAGCAUACCUACAUCAGACCUGCUGCUGCUGUGCUAAUGUGAGAGCAGGAAUUCUUUUUUGUCAUCUCAGUAUCAAUCUUACCCACAAUAAAUAUUUACCAAGUUGGUGAGGGAGUAUACUUGUCAAGAAUUUGCUCUGUAGAGAUAUAAUUAAAGUUCAAGCUCUUCAUCCUGUCUCCCACAUCCUCUUUAUUUUUUAAACAUUUGUAGCAAUAUCAUGAAAAAUAAUUUUUUUGCAAGUAAAUCUGUAAACAGAAUCUUAUCCAAUUUACUCUUGAGUAACUUGAAAAAUGAAUAUUGGCAUGAAAGUUGAUUGAAUGAUCUUUUUUUGUUAAUGUACUGUCAGUGAAAAGGAACCAUAUUUUUAUGCAUAGCCAUUAAUUCAACAAGUGGAAUUCUGUAUAUGAAACUCAAAAAUAUGGCAUAUGAUUUAGUAUGAUUUAGUGGGAAUUGAAUUUGCAAAGAGAAACCCUGAUUAUUUUAGAUGAGUAAAUUCAUCUGACAGAAAUAAGCAGGCUUUUUAUGCCUCAAAAAGCACAUGAUUAAUUUUUUUUUCUAACAAACCAAACUUCAUUUCAGAGGUCAAAUAAAUUCCCUCAGUCCUAGGGCCAGACAUUGGAGGUCAAGCCUUGACUGACAUGUGGGAAUCUCACAGUUGCUCCAUAUUCAAUGGGUCACUUUAUUCUCUUAUUCUCCAGCCUUUAGAAGUGGCCAGCACCUCAAAUGAACAUCUGAUUCUCUAUAAUUUUCAGACAGGUUAAUCUCCAGCUAUGCCAUUUUAUAAAUGGAGUGACUUAAAUUGGAUUAAAUGACUUACCCAAGGUGGAGGGGGACAAAUUAAUCCCGGGUUCCUCCAAUAUAUCAUGAUGCCUCUAAAGCAGGUAAUAAAAAUGUUCUGAAAUUCUUAAAAACUAGAAGAAUUUUUGUGACAAUUAGCAUUUAAGAAAUCUCCACUUACAUAUUACAUAUUUAUAUGCUCAUACCUAAAGGGAGAUUGAAAAAAUACAUUGACUACAGCAUAUAAUCGAGAAUAAUUUUAAAAACAACUAUUACGUUACUUUAUAACUAUUAACUAUAAUAAUAUUAAGCACUCUCCAUAUGUGUGCUGUGUGCUUUAGACACAUUAUCUCAAUUUCAAAUAUCAAAAUAACAUUAUGUGGUAGUUAUAAUUACUGAUAUUUUUAGAGGAAAAAACUGAGGUUUAGUGAGUUUUAGUGACUUAUUUAAAAUCAUCAAGUCCUAGUAGUUGGUUGAGCCAAGAUUGAAAUUGAGUUUUAGUAGUUUUGAACAGUCACAUUAUGCCUGUAUUAAUCUAUAUCCUAAAUUGUCAUCUUCCACUAACUCUGCUAAAAAUGAAAUUUGUACAUCUACACAUUUACAUUAGAAAAGCUUUAACAUACCAAAACAGGCACAUCAUUUUUAAAAAAAUCAAAUAAUACAGAAGGAUUUAAAAUGAAAAGUAACAGUCCUCCACCCCAACUUCACUUUUGUUCCUCAAAGGCAAUUACUUCUAAUUAGUUUGGGUUGUUGGUUUUUCAAAAUAGUCACUUCCACAUCUUUAAAUAAUAUGUUUGUGCCACUUUCUUGACUUACCAACUUUGGGCAAUGUCUAUUGACUGUCUGAUAGAUUAGGAGUUAUGUCUCUCAUUCCUUGUAAUUAGUACUAGUGAGGUCACUAUUCUGAGUUCCUUGAAUGUCACAUCAAUACCUCCAUUUCUUGUUCAAUAAACAUAAAUCAUAUCAUGUUUCCCCACUUUGUGCAAUGAAGACCUUGGAGCUUCCUCCCUUCCCUCGAUGUCUCCAAACUCUCUUUAUCUCCUUUCUGUUCCCUGUAUUUUUAUUUUAACUUGACAACAUGUUUAAUCAGCUCUGUAACCAUUCCAUCAGGAAAAGCCUGAAUGGUUAUGAUUAAGCUCAAUGCCAUCUACUGUUGAAGACACAAAAUCUCACAAUUAGGAAAAAAGAGAGAAAAAGAAUAACAUAUUUAUUGAGGACCAACUAUGAUCAAGCAUUAGAGGUACAUUAACGUAUUUCAGUGUUAAUAAUGAAGAUGUAAAAAAAUGUUAUAUGUUUGAAAAAUUUUAGAAUUUGCCGUUAAUGAUAAUUCUCACACAAGUGCAGAACCUUUAAGAUGUGAUGAUGUACAUUGCUGAUCUCUUCAAGAGGAUGUGUAACUCAAACUCAUUUGGCAUUAAAUCAACUUUUUGUUAACAAGUCUUGGGCUUAACUAGUUUUCUUCAAUGCAAUGUAUUAAAAAUACAAUUUUAUCCUCCUCCUUUUAAUUUUUUUUUUCUAUCGUAUAUGUCGGCUUCUGGU
Molecule: messenger RNA, 6454 nt
Organism: Prionailurus viverrinus (fishing cat)
Lineage: Eukaryota; Metazoa; Chordata; Mammalia; Carnivora; Felidae
Gene: SLCO1C1
Product: solute carrier organic anion transporter family member 1C1
Exons: 17
Coding region: 473-2611 (712 amino acids)
Biological process (GO): sodium-independent organic anion transport; bile acid and bile salt transport; transmembrane transport
Cellular component (GO): membrane
Molecular function (GO): bile acid transmembrane transporter activity; protein binding
Source: RefSeq, a predicted model, not a curated record